Molecule: messenger RNA, 920 nt
Organism: Malania oleifera
Lineage: Eukaryota; Viridiplantae; Streptophyta; Magnoliopsida; Santalales; Ximeniaceae
Product: sm-like protein LSM7
Exons: 7
Coding region: 343-642 (99 amino acids)
Biological process (GO): mRNA splicing, via spliceosome; nuclear-transcribed mRNA catabolic process
Cellular component (GO): U6 snRNP; Lsm1-7-Pat1 complex; U2-type prespliceosome
Molecular function (GO): RNA binding
Source: RefSeq, a predicted model, not a curated record
AUACCAAAAUACUACAUUCAAAUUCGUAGAAAUUUUAAAAUCUCUUUUAACUAAAAUUCCCUCUUGAAGUCUUAAAAUUUCCUGAAGAGGGUAAUGUUUACUUCGUCGCCUCGAUCAGGUCUGUGAAGCGGUCUUCGUUUUUCCUUCCACUCUCUUCCUCUUCUUCCAGAUAUUCGAACUAGGGUUUCCGUUUUUCCUUGAAAACUGGAGAGAUUUUGCUACAGACGCUGGAGUUAAAAGAUCCCUGAAAGCAAGAGGGGAUAGUGUCAAGGCUAUAACUUGAGCGAGCUGUCUCUCUCUCUCUCCAAAGAUUGCAAGAGUAGCCAGAAAAAAGUUAAUAUCAUGUCUGGUAGGAAAGAAACAGUUUUGGAUCUGGCAAAGUUUGUCGAUAAGGGUGUACAAGUCAAGCUCACAGGCGGAAGACAGGUAACAGGCACUCUAAAGGGGUAUGAUCAGUUAUUGAACCUUGUCUUGGAUGAAGCUGUAGAGUUUCUAAGAGACCCAGAUGAUCCACUGAAGACCACUGACCAAACCAGGCGUCUUGGCCUAAUAGUUUGUAGGGGAACUGCAGUGAUGCUUGUGUCACCGACUGAUGGUACCGAUGAGAUUGCCAACCCAUUUGUCCAGCCAGAUGGGGCCUAAGGUUACCUUCCUACUGUUUUCUACUCCUUUCUAAUAUAGGAAGCUGCCUUCCAAAUGAUGAAGAUUGUCCAUUGUGUGGUUUAGUCUGCAUAGUGCUCGUCUUUUGUCAUCCAUGAAGUCAAUUGGCAUGAAUAGUGUUAAAUGCACUCUUGGUCACUGAUUCUUUUUUGUCUAUCUUGCUUGCCACUUCUCUUUUUCCUAACGUGGCCAUUGUACUACUUGUAGUUACUUGCACUUAGUGCAAUUGCUGGAAUGAGAUUGCAAUGAUUUGAAGUAAA